This is a messenger RNA of Aphanomyces invadans, 306 nucleotides long. RefSeq lists its product as hypothetical. NCBI's taxonomy places the organism in Eukaryota, Oomycota, Saprolegniomycetes, Saprolegniales, Verrucalvaceae. The transcript has 2 exons. Bases 1 to 306 code for a protein of 101 amino acids. The record is from RefSeq and is a predicted model, not a curated record.
AUGCCCACGUGCACGGGCCAUGGUGAUGAUGACCGGAUCGACGCGAUCUACCAACACAGGUUUGAGUCGAGCCCAAAUGGUCUUCUUCAAAGCAUGACUCUCAUCAUCCACACCGUAGCGCUGACAGGCCAGAAGCAAUUCAGCCUUGCGCCACGUUCCAUUGGGGGUGUCUGGCGGCAAACCCUUAUGGGCCUCAACGCUGGCCAUGGCACCCGCGAACCACUUGACGAAGUAUGCGUGAUCGAAAAUUCCAUGGCAAUCUUUGGGGUCACGUUUUCGCUUUUUUCCUCCCUCGAACUUGUCUAG